GUACAAAGCAAUUGUAAACCCCAUGGACAUCCAGACCUCCAGCGCAGUGCUAUGGACCUGUGUUAAAGCCAUUGCCAUCUGGGUAAUCUCCAUGCUCCUGGCAGUUCCUGAAGCGGUGUUCUCCGAACUGGCCCACAUCAAUGACACGGAUAAUGCCACUUUCACAGCAUGCAUACCAUACCCCAUGACGGACAACAUGCACCCGAAGAUCCAUUCUGUGCUCAUUUUCCUGGUGUAUUUCCUUAUCCCUCUCACCAUCAUUAGUAUCUACUACUAUCAUAUAGCAAAGAGUUUAAUAAAAAGUGCUCACAACAUGCCUGGAGAAUACAGCGAGCAUUCCAAAAGACAGAUGGAAACUCGGAAACGUCUGGCGAAGAUUGUUCUAGUUUUUGUUGGCUUCUUUGCUAUCUGCUGGUUUCCUAACCACGUGCUAUACAUGUACCGAUCUUUUAAUUACAAUGAGAUUGAUCCAUCAACAGGACACAUGGUUGUUACCUUAGUGGCCCGAGUGCUAAGCUUCUGCAACUCUUGUGUCAACCCAUUUGCACUGUAUUUUCUCAGUGAGAGUUUUAGAAGACAUUUCAACAACCAGCUUUGCUGCAGGAGGAAAGCUCAGCAAGAGAGAUCUGCCAGCUACUUGCGCAACUCUUCUGCCAUUCAAAUGACUUCCCUGAAAAGCAAUACCAGGAACACCGUGACUAGCAUGACACAACUGAAUGGGCACAACUUGAGACAAGAAAUGUCAUUAUGA
Phaethon lepturus (White-tailed tropicbird) is the source of this 751-nucleotide messenger RNA. RefSeq names its product neuromedin B receptor (gene NMBR). Lineage: Eukaryota; Metazoa; Chordata; Aves; Phaethontiformes; Phaethontidae. The record is from RefSeq and is a predicted model, not a curated record. Gene Ontology annotation, molecular function: bombesin receptor activity. The annotation marks the transcript as partial. Gene Ontology annotation, biological process: bombesin receptor signaling pathway. The transcript has 2 exons. Gene Ontology annotation, cellular component: membrane.